Molecule: messenger RNA, 811 nt
Organism: Perognathus longimembris pacificus (Pacific pocket mouse)
Lineage: Eukaryota; Metazoa; Chordata; Mammalia; Rodentia; Heteromyidae
Gene: Eddm13
Product: epididymal protein 13
Exons: 16
Coding region: 98-712 (204 amino acids)
Source: RefSeq, a predicted model, not a curated record
CACAGGGCAAGCGUGGGCAGCGAGCUGUGGUCAGGAGGCUGGGCUGGCCAGUGAGCCCUGUCUCCCAUCCGGCAGAGCCUAAGCCAAGUCCUCCGCCAUGUGCCGGCCUCGGACCCUUCUGGAGGGAUCACUGCUGCUGCUGCUGCUCUUCCUGGGCCUCGCUGGCACCUGCAACUCCAAGAAAGCAUCUGAAGAGAAGCUCAAAGUGCUGAGAGGGAUCCUGGGGAUGAUGAACAGACUGACCCCAGAAGGUCUCAGACAAAACAUGACUUCCUCCUUGCCACUUCCCCUGGUCCCCCCACAAGACAGGACAGAGGAUGAAGCAACAACACUGAAAAAGAUUCUAGGUUUGCUGACCCUCCAGGUGGUAAACAAAGAGACAAGCAUUGACUGCAAGGAAGCAGUGAACCCAGUGAACCCAGUGAAUCCAGUGAACCCAAUGAAUCCAGUGAACCCAGUGAAUCCAGUGAACCCAAUGAAUCCAGUGAGCCCAGUGAACCCAAUCAAUCUAGUGAACCCAGUGAAUCCGAUGAACCCAGUGAAGAUCCCGCCCAUGAGACCCAGCCCGAGGCGGUCUGGGUGGAACUUCCUGAAGUGUGCCUACAUGAUGGUCACCUUUAUCUUCGUGUCCUACAACAGAGGGGACUGGUGCUACUGCCACUACUGUAACCUAGACCUGGACUUCAGACAUGACCCCUGCUGUGCUUUCUAAGGAGUCCAGCCUUCUCAAGUGCCAAGUCUUCCUCCCCCUCCCCAGAAAGCUAUGGCCCUGAGUGGUCAGCGUGGAGGACGACGACGGGUGGCACCGGUC